AUGACCGUGAAGCAGGGCUGCUUACUAGCCCCCAUUGUCUUCAGCCUCAUGUUCUCUGCUGUGCUGAUGGGCGCCUACCACGAUGAGCGCUCAGAACUGACGGGUAUCUUCCCAACAGCGGACGCAUGCGGGCUCCAAAUCGGCUAUCUGUGAUCGCAAUCCACAACCUACUCUUCGCCGGCGUCUGCACGAUCAACACCACGACCGAAGAGGACAUGCCACCUCAGGCUGACCAUACUCAUGCAUAGAGCGUCAGCCAACAGGGAAUACCGUUCUCCUCGAAUCAGUGUCAACGGCAGCCAAAUCAAAGUCGUGGACAAAUUCGCUCACCUGGGGAGUACACUCUGGCGCAGCACAAUAAAGGAUGACGAGGUUGUCCGUCGGCCCUACAAAGCCAGUCAGGUCUUCGGUCGACUGCAAGCCAUCGUCUGGAAUCACCACGGCCACCAAACUGAAGAUGUACAAGGCCGUCGUCAUAACGACACUUCUAUACGGAGCAGUGGCAUGGACUGUUCACGCCAGCCAUACCAGGGAACUCAAUCAUUUCCAUCUCAGCAGCCUAAGAAGAGUAAUAAGGUGAAGAUGGCGGGACAAGUUCCCGGACACGGAAGUCCUGGAACCCUCUGAAUCCACGCCCUGCUGAGGCCACUACAACUGCGACGAAGUGGCCCACUGGUGACAAUGAACGAAUCUAUCAAAACAACUCUUCUACGGAAAUGUUGCCACGGGUGCUCGCCGACCGAGAGGACAAGAAAAGACGUGACAAAGACACUAAGAAGCGACUGCAGAUCAACCCGGAGACCUGGGAGGACCUGCCUCAGAGCAAAUCAGCCUGAAGAAAAGAAGUGAAGAUUGACGCAGCCGUCUACGAUGCCAAUCGGAUCGCCGCCGCUAAAGCCAAAAGGCGCUUGCUAGUCCUAGGUGUCAUGGAUUCGCAUCAUUGUCACUCAAACCCAUCCAACGGGUCCGUGCUUCCAACAAAACUUUCAGUACGUGGAUCAGCAUCAUCGGUCGCCCUCAGACCCAAUGCACCAACCGCUCGAAGACCGCAACUGCUGCAUCCACGACCAUCCCUGCUCCAUCCGUCAUGUCGGCCACGAUGGCGUCCGCCCUCACCAACGUCGUUCCGAUUCCCGCGUCGCAAUGCUGUCGGCCACCACCACCAUCUCUCUCUCACCUCGGACACAUUUGCCGCGGCGGCGGCGACGACGACGAACAUAACCGUCUCUACUACACUCGCCAAAGACCGAAAUGCUCCUAAUGCCCCGUCAACCCCCAACGCAUUCGUCAUGAGCACCCGCACCUGACGACUGAAUGGUCCGGACAGUGGCUGGGGCCUGGGAAUGGGGUAAGUGGGUGAGGUCGACGACUCAGUGCACUUAAAGCUACAAAGAUGCGCUCGAAGCCGUGACUUGGAAGGUUGCCAAAUGGCGGGCUAUCUUGGACUUAUGAGACUCCCAAUUCAUGCGAUCCGAGUCGGAUGUGGCGGCAGGCCUAGGCAUGGCUCCGGCUGCGGGAGACUUCGAUCAAUUUGUUGAUGGUUAAAAUUCUGAUCUGACACAUUUGCCGCGGCGACGACGACGAUGAUGAACACAACGUAACUGCCUAUAUAUCAUGCGCUGCUGUGCGGCUGCUGGUAGGGCUCGGGUGAGAGUCCGUAAGGCACAACGGAACGAGUGAGUUCCGUAAGAACUAUCGGUGAGUGCCUCCUGUCAUAACCGUCUCUGCUACACUCACCAAAACCCGUCAACCCCCAACGCAUUCGCCACCUCCACCCCAACCUCCAGUGAGGGGGACUCGGACCCAACCUGUCCUCACUCCGACCGCACAUUCACCCCGGUUGGUCACUUGGGAACCCACCGCACAAAGACUGGCGAACCAUUGCCUCGGGAACCAGCAUACAGCAUGCGCACUCUCCUCGUACAUCCGGCCACCGCGUGGGAUUACUAGGUCACAUGCGCUUUAUGAAAACCUGCCACAAAUCACUGCAGACUCGGCCAUCAACGCAUGCACCCCUCGAAAUCCCCGUCGGUAUUUCUCAAGUUGCCUCGGAAGGUCAGCAGUAAUCAAGGUGCACAGUCAUGGAGAGUGGACCCCGAUAAUACUCAGUGCUCUGACCGACCCUUUUCCUUUUGUUCGUCAAUGAUUUUGUACAGGAAUCAGACAGUGAUUGUGGGGUGUUUGCCAAUUCAGGUUCUCCUAUUUUGCGGAACGAGGCAGAUAUUUCAAAAGACGAAAUAAGUGUUCAGAUCAUAGGGAAAAUGGGCAAAUGAGACUGUGUGCGUGUGUACGUGAGCUGAACGAGCUCAACCGCACGAGGAAAUCAUUACUGACUCUUGCGACUUAGUAGUCAGCAUAACAGGCCUCCAUUCUGUGUGUGUUGACUCAGAUUACGCUAGCAUGCCAUAGGAAUCACGCCGAGUGGCCAAGCAAGUGAGAAAUUAUACCACCCAGCCAUUCGGCUCUAUGCCUCUCGUCAGCCCUCUAACUUCCCAAACUGUAGGUUCCUUGUUCGGCCCAGGCACCGGGUGCAGAAGCCGUUCCAGUACUUCGCUGUCCGCUCGGGUCUACCGAGCCUAACUGCAAGCGUCCCUUGUGGGGGAGUACGGUGCAUUGUUCUCACGCACGCGCACAGGACCAUGAGUCAUCCCUACGCGCAUCAAGCGGCCCAGCUAGUAGGCGCUGGUACAGUCAAGUGAUCAUCGGGCUUAGCUGCACCGUCCCGGCAUGCAUGACGCACGAUCGACUGCGCGAGUGAGAACAAUGGGCAGCGCCCCUCACAGAGCUCUUGCAGUUCAGAUCGAUAGACACAACCGGACAAUAAAGUACUGAGACGACUUCUGCGCCUGUGGCAUGGGCCGAACAACGAACCCAAGGUUUGGAAAGUUCGACAUCUGACGUGAUGUUAUCACUUGCUGGUAUGUGGUGCGAUUCGUAUAGCACGCUAGCGCAAUCUGAAUCAACACACAGAGAGAGGGGAGGCCUGCGAUGCUGACUACUAAGUCGCAAGACUCAGCAGUUCCAUCUGUCGCAGGGUUGAGCAUGAAGAAAUAGUGUUUUAGACAGUGACAGGUUCACGAAUAGUACUAGUGAACAGGACGGAUUAUGUGGCGAAAAUUGGAGAAAUUUCCGGGUUACAAGAUAUUGUAUUAGCAGCACAGGUACUCACUAAAAGCCCAGACACACCUGUCUCGCCGAUAUUCUGACGCUGCAUGACAUAUCUGCGAAGGGUUCGGCUCUUCAGAGGGACCCCCAGCAUUCCCCUUCUACCUUCUGGUAGAUAUUCCAGUCUACAAAUUAUCGCUUCUUAAUUUCUGAGGAAAUCAAGAGGCAAAAACUUGAACAAAUAUUAUCAGUUGCCAACCUUAUUCUCGAAAACCGAGAAAGACUGGGUUCGGGCAGAAACCGUCACGAAUCAGUUGACGAGAGUACACAAAGAACGGCCUUUGUCAGAUAAAGAGUAUGAACGACUGGGGCCCGUGGGUACGACGAUAACCAGAAUGUACGAACUUCUAAACAAUCACAAACAAGGGCUACCCUACCGACCAAUAUUGGAUAUGGUAAAUUCGCCCUAUCACACCACUGCAAAGUGGCUGGCAGAAAAGCAGAAUCCGCACCUCCGAAACCUAACAGUUCUUUGAGUUCGUCGAUGUGAAUUGUAACGUUGGCUGACGCGAUGUGUUGCUCCUAAAUACAUCACCAAGCUUUGCCAGUAUGCCACCUAUAGCAUCAAUAAACUGCCUAUGCAGCUUUAUUCAAAGUACAGGCUAUCAAACUGGCAUGCCAGCGAGGGCUUUGAAGGAACUACUUACUCGAUAUACACAUAAUGUCCGAUUUCUCUUUAAUGGACGGCUAUACAGGGAAAUAUAUGGUAUAUCGAUGGGUUCACCGUCUGGUUAGGCAAAGGGGAGAACAGAUCGAUCUCAGCUUUCAUUAUCGUGCACCGAGUCGAUGCCAGGGGAGUCUUUCAGGUGGUCUACCGGCCACCACAAAUCUAAAGGCUCACGUCAGCUGGUGCUGGCAACAUCCGAGGCGGUAGCCAUUCGACCAGUUCUUUGUUAUCAGAAAACGUUGGUGCAGGCGGUCCUUCUCCCGUGGCCGACUCCAGGUGACGAUCGCAGGACGCUCCAACCCCCUCAGCCAACCACAGGGAAUCAACGACCGACUGAUGAGCCUCCGCCUGCCUCUACGGGGAUGCGAAUUCGCCAGCGUCAUCAGCACCUACGUCCCCUCCCAAUCACCAGCUGUGUUGAGGCGUAGAUUGAAUUCUACGAAGACCUGCAAGCACUCGUGACGACUGUGUCGAAAGUGGACAAGCUAGUUGUCCUUAGCGAUAUCAGUGCAAACGCGGGGACAGAGUACGUUGCCCGGAGAGAAGUGGUGGGUCCUAAAGGGAUCAGCGACUGCAACGGUAAUGGUCUCAUUUUCCUGGCAGCCCGCACAGAACACAGUCUUCUCCUGACCGACACAUUAUUCCGCACCACCGAAAAUGCCUUCGCCGCUCACUACCUGCAAGAGAAGUGCCAGAAUAUGAGAACCCACCUCUACACCACGUUCGCGGAUCUGACGAAAGCCUUUGAGACACGAGGGACUGUGCAAAAUCAUGCAUAAAUUCGGCCACAUGAUACAUCAGCUCCACAACGCGAUGACGGCCUGCGUCAUGGAAGACGCAAUCUUCGAGGUAUUCGCAAGCCUCAUGUUCUCUGCUGUGCUGAUGGACGCCUACCACGAUGAGCUCCCAGGGAUACGCAUCGCCCACAGAAAUGACGGGCAUCUUCCCAACAGCGGGCUCCAAAUCGGCUAUCUGCGAUCACAGCCCACAAUCUACUCUUCGCCGACGUCUACACGCUCAACACCACGACCGAAGAGGACAUGCAACGGAGCACGAAUCUCAUCGCCACCUGCUGCGCUCACCUCAGGCUGACCAGAAACACGAACAAAACGGUGGUCAUGUAUCGACCGUCAGCCAACAAGGAAUACCGCACUCCUCGAGUCAAUGUCAGCGGCAGCCAACUCAAAGUUGUGGAGAAAUGAACCCACAUAUAGAGUAUACUCUGGCGCAGCACAAGAAAGGAUGACGAGGUUGUCCGUCGGCUCUGCAAAGCCAGCCAUGUCUUCGGUCGACUGCAAGCCUCCGUGUGGAAUCACCGCUACCUUCAACUGAACACAAAACUUAAGAUUUGCGUGGCUGUCGUCUUAACGACACUUCUGUACGAAGCGGUGGCUUGAACUGUUCACUCCAGCCAUACCAAGGAGCUCAAUAACUUCCAUCUCAGCAGAAUAAUCAGGGUAGGGCAAGAUCCCGGACACGGAUGUCCUGGAACAGACCGAAAAUCUCUGCAUCCACGCCCCCGCUGAGGACACUGUAAUUGCGUUGGAGAGGCCCACUGGUGAGAAUGAGCGACUCAGGCUACCAAAACAACUCUUCAACGGAAAUGUUACCACGGGUGCUCGGCGACCCAGACGACAAGAAAAGACGUUGCAAAGACACUUAGAAGCGACUGCACAUCAAGCACCAGACCAGAGAGGACAUCCCUCAGAAGAGGUCGAUCGGAAGAAGAGAAUUGAAGACUGGCGCAGCCAUCUACGAAGCAAGUCGUAUGGCUGCCUUAAAAGUCAAAAGCCUCUUGCUAAUCCCAAGUGUCACUCAACCCCACCCAACGUGUCCGUGCUUCCAACGAAACUUUCCGCACGCGGAUCAGCCUCAUCGGUCGCCCUCAGACCCAAUGCACCAACCGCUCGACGAUCGCAACUGCUGCAUCCACGACCAUCCCUGCUCCGACAUCCAUGUCGGACACGAUGGCGUCCGCCCUCACCAAUGUUGUCCCGAUUCCACGCGUCGCACUACUGUUGGCCACCGCCAUCUCUCUAUCACACCUGCGACACAUUUGCGCGGCGACGACGACGACGACGACGAACAUGAUCGUCUCUACUACACUCGCCAAACGCCGAAAGCCUCCUAACGCCCCCUCAACCCCCAACGAAUUCGUCAUCACCACCCCAACCUCCAGUGAUGGGGACUCGGACCCAACCUGUCCUCUCUCCGACCGCACAUUCACCCCGUCGGUCACUUGGGAACCCAUCGCACAAUGA
Spirometra erinaceieuropaei is the source of this 6093-nucleotide messenger RNA. NCBI's taxonomy places the organism in Eukaryota, Metazoa, Platyhelminthes, Cestoda, Diphyllobothriidea, Diphyllobothriidae. The record is from the annotation of a GenBank genome assembly.